GUAGCGACAUUUGACAAUAUAACGUAAGGUAGUAAAACAAUAGAAUAAAUUAGAUGUAUAGAUACGUAAAUGGAAACUGUUCGCUUAUCAUUUUUAAAGUAGUAAAAUAGUAAGGUUUAAAAGUACAAAUUACAAUGGUGGUGGGGAUGAAGAGUAAAAAGUAGGGAUGAGUUGAUAAAAGAUAUGUGACGCGUGAGACGGUGACGCGCGCAUUGCGCGCAGUACAUUCCAAGAUCUGUUGUGGUGCAGUGAUUACUCAUCCGCUAUUAUUUAUUGAACGAUUUUAAGUUUCACCUGUCUUUUAAAUACCAGAUUCUUCAUUAUGACAGAAAAUCGUAAGGAAGUGCGAGUAUGGUGUGACGGUUGCUAUGACAUGGUACAUUUUGGCCAUGCAAAUUCUUUACGACAGGCAAAAGCAUUAGGUGAUUAUCUAGUUGUUGGUGUACAUACGGAUGAAGAAAUUACUAAACAUAAAGGACCACCAGUAUUCAUGGAACAAGAAAGGUACAAAAUGGUUCGUGGUAUUAAAUGGGUAGAUGAAGUAGUAGAAGGUGCACCCUAUGUCACAACUUUAGAGACAUUAGAUAAAUACAACUGUGAUUUUUGUGUUCAUGGUGAUGACAUUACUAUGACAGCAGAUGGUGUAGAUACCUAUCACUUGGUCAAAGCAGCAGGUCGUUAUAGAGAGGUUCAAAGAACAGCUGGUGUAUCAACAACUGACUUGGUAGGACGUAUGCUUUUAAUGACAAGGCAACAUUUUAGACAAGGUGAUAGUGAAUAUACUGUUGAUAGAGAACCUAGCAAAAGUAUGGGUCAAGAUAGAACGGCUAGAAGUCCUUGGACAGGCUGUUCACAAUUUUUACCUACUACGCAAAAGAUUAUUCAGUUUAGUGAUGGAAAGAGCCCACAGCCUGGAGACAAAAUAGUAUAUGUAGCAGGAGCAUUUGACCUCUUCCAUGUUGGUCACUUAGACUUUUUGGAAGUGGCAAAGAAGGAAGGAGAUUAUCUUAUAGUUGGACUUCAUACGGACCCAGUAGUUAAUCGGUACAAAUGUGGCAAUCAUCCAAUCAUGAAUCUUCAUGAAAGAGUUCUUAGUGUAUUAGCAUGCAAGUAUGUUAAUGAAGUAGUAAUUGGAGCACCUUAUGAAGUCACAAAAGAUUUGAUGGAACAUUUUGAUGUGUCUGUUGUUUGUCAUGGCCAAACUCGUAUAAUGCCUUGUGAAGAUGGUACGGAUCCAUAUGCUGAACCUAAAAGACAAAAUAAAUUUAAACUGUUAGACAGUGGUAAUGAUAUGACAACAGAAAAAAUUGUUGAACGCAUAAUUCUUCACAGGUUGGAAUUUGAAGAUAGAAAUUUAAAGAAAGAGAAGAAAGAAAUAGCAGCUCAUGAAGCCUUUAUGAAGUCUAAGAAAAAUGAAAGGACUAAAUAAUUUACUCUGUAGAUUCAGAGUGUGUGAUAAUCAUAUUUUAUAGAAUACACUUGUAAAUACGAUAUCACACUGACAUAUUACUUAUUUAAUUUUCGGAACUAUAUGUGGUAUAAAUAUUUAUAUUAACGCUGAUAUACAAAGUAUUAACACACAGAAAUGUUAUUUUUCACCCCCGACGAAACUCAACGAAGAAUCAAAGGCAACGAUAGAGGUAUAAUCGAGAUUGUGAAUAUCUAUAAAUUUAAGUAUUUUUAAUUAGAGAUUCUUAAGAAAAGAUAUUUUAUGUUAUUGCAUUCAUAAAUAGAUGCCUAUUUGGUAUUAACAUGUUACUUGUAAACUAUAUAUGUUUGUAUUAUUACAUCAGCAUAGGACUGGAAAUGAUCUAAAUUAUAUUUUUAUGUUAACUGCCUUUUUACAAACAUAUGAAUAUUAU
Molecule: messenger RNA, 1862 nt
Organism: Megachile rotundata (alfalfa leafcutting bee)
Lineage: Eukaryota; Metazoa; Arthropoda; Insecta; Hymenoptera; Megachilidae
Gene: Pect
Product: phosphoethanolamine cytidylyltransferase
Biological process (GO): phosphatidylethanolamine biosynthetic process
Cellular component (GO): cytoplasm
Molecular function (GO): ethanolamine-phosphate cytidylyltransferase activity
Source: RefSeq, a predicted model, not a curated record